Gastrolobium bilobum is the source of this 2904-nucleotide messenger RNA. RefSeq lists its product as uncharacterized. The transcript has 9 exons. The coding region runs from base 1 to 2904 and encodes 967 amino acids. NCBI's taxonomy places the organism in Eukaryota, Viridiplantae, Streptophyta, Magnoliopsida, Fabales, Fabaceae. Gene Ontology annotation, molecular function: nucleic acid binding. The record is from RefSeq and is a predicted model, not a curated record.
AUGGAUCCUAAUGAUCCUACAUCGUUGCUGAAGUCUAUUCGUAUGGAGCUUCCUAUUUUUAAUGGAGCGGAUCCAAAUGGCUGGAUCUUUCGUAUGGAGUUGUAUUUUGGCUUACAUCAAGUACUGGAAACCAUUAAGGAUCUGCGUGGGGUCCUUUCGAAGUUAACACAAGAUGGGACAUUAAGUGAAUACAUCAGGAACUUUGAGGCUUUGAUUAAUCAAGUCACUGAGUUCUCUGAUGAAGUGUCAAUGUGUUUCUUCGUAUCUGGUUUGUUGCCUGAAUUACGAAGAGCUAUUCAACUUUACUCUCCAACAUCGCUCCAUCAAGCAAUGCAACUGGCGAUUACUUAUGGUGCACAUUUUAUGGAACUGCGCUCUUCAUUUUCAUCUCCAGGUAUCAAGAAGGAUUUUGUUAAGAAUACCUAUAAUGUGGAGCAACCAAAUCUCAUUGCUACUAUUCUGCCAAACCAGAAACCUGUGGUUCCUACUCUACCUUCAUCUGUUCCUUUUAAAAAAUUGUCUCAUGAAGAAUUACAAAAGAAAAGAGACUUGGGGAUUUGUUACAGUUGCGAUGAAAAGUGGACCUCCCGUCAUCGGUGUAAGGGCAAGCUUUUUUUGAUGUUAGGGGAUUCAGAGGAUUUAGCAAGUGAUGCAGAAGAACAAAUUGUUUGGCAACCUGAACCUACUCAAGAGGAGUCUCAUGAAGUUGUGUUGCAUCUGCUAGCAGGGGAACAAAAUCCCAGGGCACUUCAGUUUCGUGUGGAGUUCAAAGGAAGGUUAGUUUCUGUUCUUGUGGAUUGUAGUAGUUCUCAUUGCUUUAUCCAAAAGAGAUUAGUAGAGGCUGAAUUAGCCAAUUUGGGAGUCAUUUUGGGAAUUUCAUGGUUAAGUGCACUUGGAAGAGUUAUCCAUGAUUAUGCUGAGAUAUCUAUGAAGUUCAUGUCCAAGGAUGGGAGGUUGCCACAAGGGUUGCCACCACCUAGAGGUUGUGAUCAUGCUAUCCAUUUGGUAGAGGGGGCUAAGCCUGUUAAUGUGAGGCCAUAUAGAUAUACACACCACCAGAAGGGGAAGAUAGAGAAACAGGUUUCAGAAUUAUUGGCUUUGGGUUUUAUCAAGGAGAGUAGGAGCCCAUUCUCUUCACCAGUCUUGCUUGUAAAAAAGCAAGAUAAUUCUUGGCGAAUGUGUAUUGAUUACCGGGCUUUGAACAUCAUCACAAUCAAAGAUCGUUUUCCAAUUCCCACAAUAGAUGAACUUCUCGAUGAACUCAAGGGAGCUAAGGUCUUUUCCAAGUUAGAUUUGCAGAGUGGUUACCAUCAAAUCCUCUUGGUGCCUGAAAAAACAUCAAAAACUGCUUUUAGGACUCAUGAAGGGCAUUAUGAGUUUUUAGUGAUGUCAUUUGGCUUAACCAUUGCUCCCUCAACCUUUCAAGCAGCCAUGAACCACAUGUUUCGGCCUUACCUUCGAAGAUUCAUUAUAGUAUUCUUUGAUGAUAUCCUAAUUUACAGUGGAUCUAUCAAGGAGCACUAUAAGCAUCUCACAGUUACUUUGAGCUAUUUGCAAGAGAAUCAGUUCAUGGUUAAGCUCAGUAAAUGUGGUUUUGCAUUGGCUGGAAUCGAUUACCUUGGUCACUUGGUAUCAGGGGUUGGAGUAAAGGCUGACCCUAAGAAGAUUUUUGUAAUGAUACAGUGGCCACAACCGAAAAAUGUGAAGCAAUUAAGAGGUUUUACUAGUCUCAAAGGGUACUAUAGACGGUUUAUCAGGAAUUAUGCUGCAAUUGCCUCACCUUUGACUGAUAUGUUGAAAUCUGAAUCCUUCCAUUCAAGUGGAGAGGCUAAGAAAUCGUUUGAGGAUUUAAAGGAAAUAAUGUCUAGGACACUAGUGAUGAUUUUACCUGACUUCACCAAGCCCUUUAUAGUGGAAACAAAUGCCUUAUCUUUAGGCAUAAGGGAUGUCCUUCAACAACAAAAUCGUCUCAUUGCUUUCUUUAGCAAAAAGCUUGGUCCAAGAAAGCAUGUGGCCUCUACUUAUGUCAAAGAAUUGUAUGCAGUGACAGAAGCCGUAAAGAAAUGGCAUCACUACUUGUUGGGGUCCAAAUUUUUUAUACCCACUGAUCACAGAAGCUCCUCAACCAAACGAUUCAGAUGGUUGAGCAAAAAUAAAUAUGCUUGUAAAUUUAUGGGGUUUGAUUUCACCAUUGAAUACAAACCUGAUUCAGCUAACAUUGUUGCAGAUUCUUUAUCAAGGUGUAUGGAGGAUGAGCAGACAGAAAGAGUCUUUGAGGAUUUAAGUAUGGAAUUCAUUACUGGAUUACCAAAUUCUAAGGGAUUUAAUGUCAUCUUGGUAUUGGUCGAUCAUUUGACAAAAUUUGCACACUUUGGUGCUCUAGCUCAUCCAUAUACUGUUGAGAAAGUGGCUUCUUUAUUUUUUGAAAUGGUGGUGGAAUUACAUGGUGGCACAACCUUAAGGACAAGCACAGCUUACCAUCCUCAAUCGGAUGGGCAAACUGAGGUCACCAAUCGAUAUUUGGAACAAUAUAUUAGAGCAUUCUAUCACGAUGAAAAUCACAGAAUGAAGGCACAAGCUGAUAAGCAUAGGAGGGAUGCUUCUUUUACUGUUGGUGAUUUGGUUUUAGUAAAAUUACAGCCAUUUAGACAAAUCACAUUGUCGAAUCGCAGAAAUCAGAAGCUGGCCAAGAGGGGAGAUGGAUCUACUGUAGCUUUGCCUUUACCAGACAACAAUAGUGAAAAUUGUCCAAUUCAGCGUCCUUUGGCUGCCUUAAUAUCAAACCUUGAGGACAAGGUUUCUGUUGUAGCAGGGGCGAAUGUUAAGAUUACUGAUAACAGGCCCAAGCUAAAGAGAAUGGUUGGGGGCCCUUCGUGGGCCAAAGAUUACAUUAGUGAGGCAUAG